Messenger RNA from Suillus plorans, 965 nucleotides. RefSeq lists its product as uncharacterized. The transcript is spliced from 4 exons. NCBI's taxonomy places the organism in Eukaryota, Fungi, Basidiomycota, Agaricomycetes, Boletales, Suillaceae. The record is from RefSeq and is a predicted model, not a curated record. The coding region runs from base 1 to 606 and encodes 201 amino acids.
AUGCCCCCUCGAUCUUGCCAUGUCUGUAAUGAAAACGAAUCAAAAUAUACAUGCUCGAAAUGCAGGGCGACUGUCUACUGCUCCGUUGCAUGCUACAAACGACAUAAAGGUAUAACAAAAACACACGCCAGUACAUUUCCUUCCUUUCAUCUAGACCCUUGCUCAGACAGAACAUUAGCAGUACCACCUUCAUCCGCAGAAGAGACGGUCGACGAUCCAAAGCCGCUACGCCCUCUCACUUCUCUCAAUUGGCCCUACGUACCCGAAGAAUCAGCAUAUCCUGACCCAUUGAAACGUGAUGACCCAAGGCCGCUACAAGUUCACCAAUACGAAGCCAUCGCUACUUCCGCUGCUGUGCGUCGCGUGCUGGAGUUGAAUCCUCGUCUACCAGAGCUCCUCACUUCCAUAGACAAGCUCAGAGGUGCAGAUAGAGAGGAUGCCUUACAUCGCGCCCUUGGAGUUGACACUAGGCAGCUUAAGAACGACCUAUUGGGGCCUCAAGAGUUAGAUGAAGACACCAGGACGCUGAGACAACUUGCAGAAGCCGUGGAAGCCGCUGUACGAGGAGGAAAGGAAGGAGUGCUUGGUUUGGACUGGGACGAAUGAACCAUAAAACCACAAGAUGAAAUAUGCCAGAGUGGAGAUAUAUGCACAGGGAAAAUCACCAUGAGACAGCAACGAGAUGCAAAUCCAACAAACCUAUCCUUUGCACUUCACUUCACUCCCAAAAACAACAAUCCUCUCUUCGCCUUCUCCACUUCCUCCUCGAGUUCACGCCCUUCACUAGCUGUCCACCAAUCUGCCUUAUCGAUGUCUUCGGCCUUCUUCCCGCUCCUAAUAGCAGACUCGAAUGCCGAUUUCCUGGCAUUUAGGCUGGCCAUCCGUCGGGGAUCCGAGUGACCGGUGAAAAUGAUCAAUGCCGUCCGUGCGGGGAGAGACGCGUAGAGGGUGACUAGCUGGUUGUU